Messenger RNA from Adineta steineri, 965 nucleotides. The record is from the annotation of a GenBank genome assembly. NCBI's taxonomy places the organism in Eukaryota, Metazoa, Rotifera, Eurotatoria, Adinetida, Adinetidae.
AUGCAACCUUCAUCAUCAUCAUCGUCAUGGAUGCCAUCGAAUAAUUCAAAUACGACUACAAGCAAUUCCAAUUUCUGGUCAAAUGGUGGAUUUCGAAAACGUAAAGCAGCUGCUAGCGACUUAGAUGAAAAAACUAAUCAAAAAAUGUUUGUAACAGAAGAAAAAAUGCUUAAAGAAAUGCAAACACUUUCAUUGGAUUUAGCAAGUCUUAAUAAUAACAAUAAUAAUAUACCAAAUACAACUCCUCAAAUCAUUCCAGAACCUAUUGAUGCAGAAAUAAAAUCAAAUGAUGAAGAUAGUAGUGAUGAAGAAAAAGAAAAAAAUACUCAAGAAACACGUGUUGAAUUACAUAAAUUAUUAAAAGAUAGUUUAAAAAAUGAUGAUUUACAAGAUAGUUUAAUCAGCAAACUUUGUGAGAUUGAACGGCGAAAAUUUACUAUGCAACUUGUACCUUAUAUGCCAAUUCAUCCAGCUCAAUUAAGUAAUGAUACUGCAACGAAACAAGAUGAAGAUGAAGAAGAAGAAGAGGAGAGAAUAAUUGAAAAUCCAUCUCCUGUUAUAUUUGAAGAAUUGAAAAAUGAAGAUGGUGAUCAUCUUUUUAAAAUGCCAUCACUACCAACAUUAUAUACAGUUGAAGAACCAUCUGAUAAUAUAACAAAACGAGCUUGUGCUAUGAAACGAAGUUAUUCUCAAUCAAAUCAGUGCAAUGGUAGUUUAUCAGUAACGGAAUUAAAACAUAAUACAAAUGAUCAAUCAUCGAUUCAUCCUUCACAAUCAGGUUAUUUUGUGGUUGAACCAACAGCAACUCCUUUAAAUCAAACAUUAUCGAAUACUUCCAGUUCAUCUCUAUCAUCUAGCGGACCCUCGAUUCGAAUUACAGAAUUUCUUGAUAAUCCAUCAACAAAUAAUGAAUUUACGAAUACAUUGGAUGAUGAUGAUAUUGAUAUGCAAUCAGUUGCUUCAUC